Ceratitis capitata (Mediterranean fruit fly) is the source of this 949-nucleotide messenger RNA. RefSeq names its product serine protease 1. Gene Ontology annotation, molecular function: serine-type endopeptidase activity. The transcript is spliced from 3 exons. Lineage: Eukaryota; Metazoa; Arthropoda; Insecta; Diptera; Tephritidae. The record is from RefSeq and is a predicted model, not a curated record. Gene Ontology annotation, biological process: proteolysis. Bases 3 to 836 code for a protein of 277 amino acids.
AUAUGAAAGUCUUCAUUGCACUAGUUUUAGCCUUUGCAGUAGCUUCGGCUUACAGCGUUCCCGACCGAACCGCUUUCGAUGAACCGGCAUUCAUUGAGGAUUUGCCUGAAUCACCAGUUUUAUCAGGACGCAUUACAAACGGUGUCAGAGCUACAACUGGCCAAUUCCCAUACCAAGCUGGCUUGUCCCUUACACGCAGCACAGGCAAUUACUGGUGCGGUGGUUCUCUCAUCGGCUCGACUUGGAUUUUAACUGCAGCUCAUUGCUCCGAUGGAGUGAGCAAAGUUACCGUUUAUUUGGGCAGUACUGUUCGUACCUCGGCUAAAGUUAAAUACACCGUAACAUCCAGCUCCAUCUACCAACAUACCGGCUAUAAUAAAGAUACGCUUGCCAACGAUAUCACCUUAAUUAAGAUUCCAGCUGUUUCAUAUACCAGUGAAAUCCAAGCCAUUAAAUUGCCUUCGAUUUCUUCUUCGUAUGCCACCUAUGUGGGCAGCAAUGCUAUCGCAUCUGGUUGGGGACGUACCAGUGACACUUCCUCAACUUCAACAUACCUGAACUACGCAAAUCUUCCCAUCAUUGCUAACUCAGUCUGUGCUAAAACCUACGGAACAAAAGUUAUUACCAGCAACUCUAUUUGUGUAUCUACUCCCAGCGGUGUUUCCACCUGUCAAGGUGACUCAGGCGGUCCAUUGGCUUUGGAAUCAAGUGGAAUUCUAAUUGGUGUCACUUCAUUCGUAUCGUCAUCCGGUUGUGCUUCUGGCGCUCCAGCGGGAUUUGUGCGUGUCACCAGCUAUCUCACAUGGAUUAAGGAGAAAACUGGCAUUUCAUACUAGUAUCUGAAUAUCAAUUUGUUUGAAAUAUAUACGUAUGUAUGUUUAUUACGUAUAUUUCUUUAAUUUCAAAUACAUUGUGCAGUCGUAAAAGAGCAAUAAGUUCUUGUGUUUAA